Microthlaspi erraticum is the source of this 1470-nucleotide messenger RNA. The record is from the annotation of a GenBank genome assembly. Lineage: Eukaryota; Viridiplantae; Streptophyta; Magnoliopsida; Brassicales; Brassicaceae.
AUGGAGUCGCCGUCGUCGACUGGAGAUUCAUUGACGGCGAGGAUGAUUCCACGCCAUUCAUCGCUCGAUUCGUUCGGAGCAAUGAAAGUCUACCAAUUGGUUAAUCUCGCGAGCAUAAGAGUCUCUAAGUCAGAGCUACGUCAAAGAGUUAUGCUUCCAAAAUAUCUCCGACUCGCAAUCCGCGACUGCAUCCUCUGUAAAGACGUUUCCUCAGCCGUCGCUUCCACCUCCGUAGCACCACCUUCAGACAAAUAUCUCUCGCCGGAAGUUCCUCUGAUGGUCUUCGUUAAUCCCAAAAGCGGUGGUCGUCAAGGUCCACUCAUCAAAGAACGACUCCAAAACCUAAUCAGCCAAGAACAGGUGUUUGAUCUAACGGAAGUGAAGCCUAACGAGUUUAUUCGAUAUGGAUUGGGUUGCUUAGAGGCAUUAGCAUCACAAGGAGACGAAUGUGCUAAAGAUAUUCGUGAAAAAAUGAGAAUUGUGGUUGCAGGUGGAGAUGGAACCGUUGGUUGGGUUUUAGGAUGUCUUGGUGAGCUUAACUUACAAAACAGGCUACCUGUUCCUCCGGUUUCCAUAAUGCCACUCGGAACCGGAAAUGAUCUUUCAAGAAGUUUCGGAUGGGGAGGUUCUUUCCCAUUUGCGUGGAAGUCUGCGAUAAAAAGAACACUUCAUAGAGCUAGCAUUGCUCCAAUAAGCCCUCUAGAUAGUUGGGAUAUUGUGAUUACAAUGCCUUCUGGUGAAAUUGAGGAUCCUCCUUAUUCUCUUAAGACCAAACAAGAAUGUUCCAUUGACCAGAGUUUGAAGAUAGAAGGAGAGUUGCCUCCAUCAAUGAAUGGCUAUGAAGGAGUCUUCUACAAUUACUUUAGUAUAGGUAUGGAUGCUCAAGUUGCUUACGGUUUUCACCAUUUGCGCAAUGAAAAGCCUUACCUUGCGAAUGGCCCUAUCGCCAAUAAGAUUAUAUAUUCGGGGUACGGUUGCUCUCAGGGUUGGUUCACGACGCAUUGCACAAACGACCCGGGUUUAAGGGGUCUUAAAAACAUAAUGACAUUGCAUAUCAAAAAGCUAGACUCAUCCGAGUGGGAGAAGGUACCAGUUCCCAAAAGUGUAAGAGCAGUUGUUGCAUUGAAUCUAAAUAGCUAUGGAAGUGGAAGAAACCCUUGGGGAAAUCUCAAACAAGAUUAUCUUGAAAAAAGAGGCUUUGUGGAGGCUCAAGCCGAUGAUGGGCUUCUUGAGAUCUUUGGGCUAAAGCAAGGAUGGCAUGCUUCUUUCGUUAUGGUUGAGCUCAUCUCUGCUAAACACAUUGCACAGGCGGCAGCGAUACGACUAGAGAUAAGAGGUAGCGAAUGGAAAGAUGCGUUUAUGCAAAUGGAUGGAGAGCCGUGGAAACAGCCUAUGAACAAAGACUACUCUACCUUUGUUGACAUCAAAAGAGUCCCUCACCAGUCUUUGGUCGUCAAAGGAGAUUGUUAA